This is a messenger RNA of Carassius gibelio (silver crucian carp), 2965 nucleotides long. Its product is annotated as cytochrome P450 2F2-like. The coding region runs from base 171 to 1646 and encodes 491 amino acids. Gene Ontology annotation, biological process: xenobiotic metabolic process. The transcript has 9 exons. NCBI's taxonomy places the organism in Eukaryota, Metazoa, Chordata, Actinopteri, Cypriniformes, Cyprinidae. Gene Ontology annotation, cellular component: intracellular membrane-bounded organelle; cytoplasm. Gene Ontology annotation, molecular function: oxidoreductase activity, acting on paired donors, with incorporation or reduction of molecular oxygen, reduced flavin or flavoprotein as one donor, and incorporation of one atom of oxygen; heme binding; iron ion binding. The record is from RefSeq and is a predicted model, not a curated record.
UGUGUAUUUUUUAAAGAGCAGAGGAAAGGUAGCUUGUUGCUUUUUUUCUACAUCACUGCGAACUGUAAAGUAAAAAAAAAAAAAAAAAAACUUUUUGCUCAUGAUUUAUUGAUCCGGAAAAGUCGAAUCUGUGAAUAUCUUGCCAACUUUACCGAGCUACAUCAGUCAGUAUGCUGGGCUUUCUGAUACUGGUGUGGAUGUGCAUCUUCCUCCUGUUCCUCUUCAUCCAGAUCCAGAGGCCUAAGAACUUCCCUCCAGGACCUCGUCCCCUGCCAUUAUUCGGGAAUUUGUUGGAGCUAAACAUCAACAAUCCUUUGAACGACUUUGAGAGGCUUGCAGAUCGCUAUGGGAAAGUUUACAGCUUGUACCUGGGAACUAAACCUUGGGUGGUUCUUAAUGGUUUUGAGGUUUUGAAGGAAGCUCUUCUUACUAAGGCUGUGGACUUUGCAGGACGACCGCAGGAUCUCAUGGUCAACCAUGUUACAAAAGAAGGCGGUGUCAUUUUGUCUGACUAUGGCCCCAGUUGGAAAGAACACAGACGCUUUGCUCUGAUGACCCUGAGGAACUUUGGCCUGGGGAAGCAGUCAAUGGAGGAGAGAAUUCUGGGAGAGGUUUCUCACAUUAUUGCCAAACUGGAAAAAAGAGUUGGAAGCUCCUUUGACCCUCAGACUAUGUUCCACAAUGCUGCGUCAAAUGUAAUCUGCAUUGUUUUGUUUGGGUCUCGUUAUGAUUAUGAGGAUGAAUUCCUCAAGCUUUUCAUUCAGCUCUAUACAGAGAAUGCAAAGUUUGCCAAUGGGCCAUGGGCCAUGAUAUAUGAUACAUUUCCUAUGGUGAGAUGUCUGCCUUUGCCCUUCAAGAAGGCCUUCACAAAUGCCACCAAGGCCAGAGAAAUGAUCGCACAACUGAUCAAUGAGCACAAAAAUACAAGAGUCCCAGGAGAGCCAAGAGACUUCAUUGACUGUUAUUUGGAUGAGCUUGAUAAGAGAAGAAACGAUGGUUCCUCAUUUUCUGAAGCCUAUCUUAUCCGGUACCUUCUGGAUUUGCACUUUGCAGGGACGGAUACCACGUCCAACACUCUCCUCACUGCUUUUCUGUAUCUCAUGAACCAUCCAGAGGUUCAAGAGAGAUGUCAAAAAGAGAUCGAUGAGGUUCUGGAGGGUAAAGAUCAGGCAUCGUAUGAAGACAGACACAAUAUGCCGUACACACUGGCUGUGAUUCAUGAGGUUCAGCGAGUGGCUAACACUGUACCGCUAAGUGUGUUUCACUGCACCACCAAAGACACAGAGCUGAUGGGCUACAGCAUCCCAAAGGGAACCUUUGUUAUUCCUAACCUCACUUCUGUACUAAAAGAAGAAGGCCAGUGGAAGUUUCCUCAUGAAUUCAACCCAGCCAACUUCCUGAAUGAGCAAGGCCAGUUUGAGAAGCCUGAGGCCUUUCUGCCUUUUUCUGCAGGUCCUCGUGUGUGUCUCGGUGAGGGUCUUGCACGUAUGGAGCUCUUCCUGAUCAUGGUCACUCUGCUGCGCCGAUUCCAGUUUGUGUGGCCAGAUGAUGCGGGAGAACCAGAUUACACCCCAGUGUAUGGGGUCACCCUCACCCCCAAACCCUACAGAAUGCACAUCAGACGCAGAGAGACAGUCAGAUUCUGAUGAUUCUGACAGAUUUAUGUUUAAAUGAUGUGGUAAUAUUGUGAAAUACUUUAACAAUUUAAAAUAAUGUUUUAAAUGGGUCAUCGGAUGCUACAUGCACUUUACAAGUAGUUUGAACUGAAAUGUGUGUUGGCAGUGUGUGUGUACACAACGACCCUAUAAUGGUGAAAAUAAUACAUAAUACAAUAAAUACACCCAGGUUUUUUUUUUUUAUCUAUUAAAACCUUUAAGGCCCUUUCACACCAAGGACAAUAACUAUAAAGAUAACGAUAGAGAUAUAGUUCUAAAAUUCAUUCUCAAUAUUAAAAACUAGUCCACAACACAACUUUAACGAUAAAGGCACAGAGAAACGAUAUUGUUGGAAUCACUUUCAGACGAUUUGUUUUCUGAUGAAUGAUAAAAACAUUGGCAGCCAAUCAGAAUCAAUCCUGCUGUAAUGAGCUUGAGAAUUUAAAGCGGCAGAUGCAUGUGCGCUUUGAAUAAACAUACAAUAUCAUGCGCUGGUGUGAACGCUAAUACCGUUAUCUUUAUCGUUAUCGUUCUCUGUAUGAAUGGGCCUUUACCCCUUCCUCAAAUGAGCUGAUCUCAGAUGCCUGUCUUUGUGAUGUCACACAGACAGGUCCCUCCCACAAUAGUUUGAUUGACCCUAGUGUUUCAGCACAGACUGGACUGCCCUCUGACCUUAGACCUGCCCUGAAUGAGCUGUCAUCAGUCAGCCAUUGUUUCAGAGCUGGAGCAGAUAUAGACAAGAAUGUCUCCUAAGCGAUUGAGGUGUUUUGUUGUUGGAUGUAAUAAUGGAAAUAGCAGUCGUCAUUUACUCCUGACAUCUGAGCCGCUGCAGAACGCAGUGAAUUACGUUUGUUUUUUAAUGUGCCCCGAUCUGCCUUCAUGUGUCUAUCUUGGUGCUAAUCAUUCGAUCAUUGAAAAUCACCUUUCCUAAUAAUGUGUUAAUUAGCAAGUUUAACAAUGAAUGCGGCUCUGUCUCUGAGAGUGACUGGGAGUGAGGGGCGGGGUCUGCAGAGCUCAUUAACAUUUAAAGGAAAAUGCUACAGAACGGCUUAUUCUGAAAACAGCUGUUUAUGACAGGGUAAAAAAAAGAAGUUUUUUACACUGCCAUUGAGAAAUUGUAUCCAAACUAUUUUAUAGACUUUUCAUUAAGACCCUAAAGAAUAAUAUCAACUUGUGGAAAAUUUGCAUCCAAUGACACCUUUAUUAUUUCACUAUGUAAUUUAUACCUAUAAAUCUUCAUUGUCACGUGAUCCUUCAGAAAUAAUUAUAAUAUGCUGAUUUGCUGCUCAAUAAACAUUACUGAUUAUUAA